Cinara cedri is the source of this 9072-nucleotide messenger RNA. The record is from the annotation of a GenBank genome assembly. NCBI's taxonomy places the organism in Eukaryota, Metazoa, Arthropoda, Insecta, Hemiptera, Aphididae.
AUGAAUAAUGUUACAGACUGCAACCCAACAGAAACCGCGGAUAACAGUACCACGGAUGACACAGGAACUUCUUGUCAAAUGUAUAAAAUAAAAAUUAAUUAUUUUGAUACAAACAUUAUUAUUAUUUAAUAGGCAUUUAUAUUUUUUCCAAACUAAAUACAAUCUAAAUUAAUAAUUAGACAAAUAAAAAAUACAUUUACUUUGCGUUUAUUAUAAUUUUAAACUUACGGGAGAAUAAAAUGAUUUACUGUUGAACUUAACAUAUCUAACAAUAUCUUUUUAGCAAAGUGAAUUUAUAAUCCGGCAUAUAUAAAAUUAAGAAAAAAAUUGUUCUUUUAAGUCUAGUUUAUUACGUAUAUUAUAUUUGAAAAUAAAUUCUAAACCAUUUAGAAAUAAGAACUUAUUAGUUGUUACAUUUGAUAUAAUAAUUUCAGAAGCAACAGUGAUGAAUACUCCAACUUUAAUACCGAAAAUGACGAAACUCAGUCACUAUACGUAAAGCUCAUUUAUGACUUGAUGAAAAAACACCCAAAUCCGGAGUACGAACAUUUCGCGUCUUUUGCUUAUGCCUCAUUGUAAGUAUAACCCUCGGUUGGUGAUGCUCCAAUUUUUUUUUUUUCUAUUUCUUUAUAUUGAUUUCAUGUAUAGUUGUAAAGAUUGUCAAAUGGUGUUCCAACCGAAACUCUCACUCCGAAUCCCGUGUCGGUCACUCGAAUUCGUCGUACGGGAAGAUGGUUCCGAGAUCUGCGUACACGCCAAGUAAAAUAUCAUAUUUAUUAUAUUAUAUAGUCUCUGAUUAAAAAAUAAACUUAAUUCCACUCGAAAAUUCAUUAGACAAAAUAAUAUAGUAUUUUCCAUUAAAAAAAAAGCCGUUUAAAAUUUUAUCAGGUGUGAAAAACUAAAUUUAAAUAAGUACAUCCGAACCGUGGCAAAAGAUUGUGGAAGUUGGGAGAAGACGUACUGGCGCAUGUGGUCGGAAUGUCAUUUUUUGAUGUGCAUCAUGUGUAAAUUUGAAUAUCCGGUAAGAAACUCAGCUAUGUGCCAGUACCAUCCGGAAAAACCAGAAUAUUUUCCGAUCGGAAACUUAGAUUUGGAGCAUCCUAUAGGUAGAUAUAAAUAUGGAAAAGUUACUCAGUUUUAGUAACUGAAUUAAAUUAAAAUUUUUAAAUGGAGUUAAUAAGAUGACUGAUCGCGAAUUUAAGGCUGUGAUUUCGAGGUUACCCCCAUCAGUCCCGGACGGGCAUUGUGCGCAAACCCAACGCACCAAACCACUCCACGGGCGAUUACCCAUAUCCGUCUCUGGAUCAUUAACUGCCCGCGGCCGACGUCUCGUGUUUUCUCAUAGAAAAGAGUUAUUAAAGGUCAAAUAUGCUGGAACUUCAUCAAGUAUCCCAGCAGUCCAACUGCCAAUUUAGUAGACAUACGUGUACUGGAAUGGCAUGGGCUAUGUUAAAAUUUGGUGUCGGGGACGAGCAUUCUCUUAACUAGUCCGCGAUACUGUGCACAUAUCAGUACCGUUCUCUCGGGGGGGGAGAAUAACUCUUGUAAAAGACGAGAACCACGAGAAAAUGGAAAGACGCCACCAGAUCGACGAUGCCUCAUGACCCCCGGACCCCCGAGGCGUACAGAGCCUCAGUAAGUUAUAAACGUAGCUCAGUAUGCAGUAGACAGUGUAAACAAAUAUGCCAUGAAUCCUUCAUGAGGGUGUUGUCACAUUCACAUAUCACGACGUCACUUAUGCUGAAUCAAUGUAGAUAAGCAUGAAAAGCACCGUGCCCAGUGAGAAACUAUGUAGAGAAAUGGGUCGGUGAGAACCAUCGCUACGAGAGCACCCACCGAACAUUGAAAAUAAAUGCAUGUUUCGGAUUCGAUUUCAGCGAGCGUUUGAGAUGGCUCAGGUGUUCAGCUAAUGCUUUGCAACGAUCAUAUAGAUCUGACCUUUUGCGGACUUAUAAGUCAAGCGGUAGUGACCUCGCUAGGACUUUUAAUGCAUACGCGCCAAUUUUUGAGAAAAGGGUCGGCCGCUGUACUCUGUUCAAUUCAUCAGCAAGGCUAAUCUUUUGUGUCAUCCGAUGAGUCCACACGCUCACCGCGUACGACGCUGUGGGCACCACCGCUUCGGCGUAAAGGUGUCUUAGUGCGGGUGCUCGAAGGCCCCAACGUGUGGCGGCUAAUUCUCACAGUCUAAGAACCAGACUUUUAGCUUUACCAGCAACGUAACUGACGUGCGCCACAAAGUUGAGCUUUCAAUCGAGAAUGACCCCGAAAUAUUUUACCUGCAGCAGGAAUUUGACUUGGGCACCAUUUAUCUGGAUCAGAGGAGAACGUGUGAGAGAAAAUGCGGAUGAUAAGGAUCGGUAGAAACUAAAGAGGCUGGGGCAUUGUCUACUCACACCUUACUUGAGAUUGAGAAAUUGAGGUCAAUUUAGAUAUACAAAUUAAUUGAUUUAAAUUGUUUAAAAAAUAUAUGUUAAUUUAUAUAAAUUAUUUUCAAUAUAACUCGAACAUAUUUAAAUAAAAUAAUAAUAUAAACAUUAACAUUACUAUUUUGAAUGUUGCAGGCCGUUAUCCUUGUUGUGGCGAAAGAGCUUUUCAAUUUUCAGUAAUCAAAAACUCAAAUGUAAGAUACCGUUAUAAUAUUAUACUAAAUAAUAAUGAUACUAUACACAUUUUAAUAACAUAGUAAAUAUAAUAUCAGUAAUAUAUUAUUAUUAAAGACCGGAUUUUACAUAAAAUAUAUUUUGCUAUUUUCUACAUAAUAUACAUGCAGAUAAUAAUUUUUCAUAAAUCAUUACUAAAUUGUAAUAAUAACAUUCGUAAUCUAAAUAAACAACAAAAUAGUAUACUGCAUAUUCUUAAUUGAAAUGCGUUUCUCUACAUAUUAUAGGUAUAAAAUAUUAUUUAAUCGCUAAAAAUGUAAAAAAAUAUAUUUAAUUUAGCUUAAUUUGUGUCGGCAGUAUACAAACGCUGAGAUUUUAUCGGCAUGAUUUUAGGUGAGGCGAAUUAGCCCGACUGAACAUUGUACACUCUUAGCUUGCCUCGACUUAAAGCAUUACGUACUCGCAUAUUAUGUUCAGUUUUGACGAACACGGACACUGUCGAGGUAGCCCUUACAUUUAACCACGAGUGUGUGUUUUUUUAUAAGUCUGGUAUAGGUCAUUCUAGUGCAUAAUCGAACCCAUGCAUCAUUUAAUUUUUUUUAUCUUUAUGAUAUGAACUCGUAAAGUUUCAUAUAAUUAAUGCGUUUUGAUAUAACUCCAAAAAUUUUAAGAAAUUUGAACGUCAAUUAUUUUGUCCAGUCCCAUGCGAUUGUUAUAUGUAAUAUUAUUAUUAAAUAAUUAAAAAUCACUUUAAACCGUAUAAAUAUAAUAUGUAUUUAGUACACACGACACACGUAUAAACAACGACAGAUGUUCUCAAGUGACUAGUAUAUAAUAGAUGCACUCAUAUUUACGUCUCGAUUCCCAUCGUGUCCUUUGACUUGAGCACAAAAACCCAACUUCGGAGCGAGCGCUGGAAGGAGAGAUGAGGUAAGGCUAGACGAGUGUACCAAGUACACCACGCGCUGAGCUGCUCUUGCAAUGUCUCGACGAAUAUGUACUGCCUAUACAUUUUAAAUUUUAUAGAAAUUGUAUCAUUCGGUAAAACCUAUUAUCAACAUGCACGUAACAGGUACCUACAGUUACACUACCUACUUAUAGCAUUAUGCUAUUUUAUAUUAUUUAAUUCCAACGUACACCACAUAUGGAUUUGUUUUAUAUUGGGAUAGGGUAGAAAUUCAAUCGAGCCCUGAUACGAUUGAGCGCACACAGUUUUUAAAAUUCCAUGAAACGUGACGGAAUAUUAUAUAAACACGGGUUAUCGUUGUCAUCGGAAUACAGUAAAAUGAACUUCGAGUAUUACAAUUGCCAAUUGUUAUUUGUAUCAAUCAAUAAUGAUAACUUAUAUAAAUACAAUAGCAAUGAGUUGCUUUCAACGACAUAUAUCACUACUCAAUACCUGAUUGUGCAUGUUAUAAUUAUAAUUUAUAGUUAUCAAAUAUUAAAUAAGUAUAAUUCAAUUUUAUAUUGGCUAAUAUUUCGUACUUUUUCAAGUAUAACUUAAUAUGUGUAUGCAAAUCCGAUUUUUAAUCGUUAUGAAUAUAAAAAUGAACCAAUAUCUUUUAGGGAUGCAGAUUUCGCAAUCAUCAACCGAAUUUAGAAAAUGAUAAUGAUAAACGAAUAGUAACAAACAUGAAUAACUACAUUGAAUUGACUACAGCCAUGGCACCUACGUUGGAUCACGAGAAAAAGAUUAUGAAAUUUGUAAAUAAUUCCGAUCCGGGUGAGUAUUCAAUUUAAUAAUAUGUUUAUAUUAUUGUCACAAGCAAAUUCUAUUAGAUUUUUUAAGGGUCCGCUCUUUACUGGUGUAAAACAUUUUAGAUUCAGAGUAAAGCGAGAGAUCUAUUAUAUCCAUAAUAUUUUAUAUAUAUUAUUGACAAAGCAUCACUAUCAAAUGAACUUCGCUAUAAAUUCGUUAGCAAUGGUUUAUCGUUGUAUACAGAUAUACAUUAAAUUUCCGUCUAUCCUGUCUACAACAGUAGCUGUACCUGUCCCCAUUAUCUUACUUUAUUUUUUGAUAUUUUGAUAUAAAAAAUCAAUUUUGAGCUACUUUUAAGGUCUUAAACUAAGAUAUACAAAGUAGACGGCAAUCUUCUUCUUGUUUUUGAUGUAAAAUGUGUGAAAUUUUAUCAAGAUAGGAGUAUAACUUUUAAUUUGUACAGCAGACAACAGACUUUUAGUUUUAUUUAAAAGAUUUGAAUGAAACCGCUUUGUUGUUUCUUAUAAUAAAAAAUGUGUGUGAUACAGUAACAAAACCUGUUUAGGAGACUUAACCAUUCACAAUACUUUAAGGGAAUUUAUAUGUGUCUAUUACAUUAUACAGUAUUUGAUUGAUAUCUACACAGGAAUGAAAAGACUUGAACAUCAACAUUGGUGGAAAAAAUUGACUUUAAGCGAAAACGAUCGGUCAUCAAUCCAGCCAUUAAUCUCAUUGGUGUGGAAACCAACUGAUAUUGAGAAAAACAAUAACAGAUUUGAAAGAUUGAAAACAAUAAAAGAUGUGAAAAAUUUGAAUAAAAGUAAGUAAGUUAACUGCGUUUAGUGGCCUAAUCAUUAUGUAGAUACUUAAGUCUAAACUAUAUCUACAAAUAUAACAACAAUAAUUAAUUAGUAAUUUUUUUUGUUAACGACCCACUGCAGUUACGAGGGAAAAAACCAAUCUUUUCAGAUUGCACAAGCGGAUGGAACUCGAAUCCGAACAAACGAAUCAAAAUUACUGUACGAACACUUACAAUGAAGACUACCCCGAAUUACCGUCUGAUAAUAAUGCCGAGUAAGUACCUCAAUGAAAAAUGAAAACCAAAAAUUAAGUAUCGUAAUAAUUUAAUUUCCGUAUUAAUGUUAGACGUAAAUCUAAAAUUAUGAAUUUUGAUUUGACAACUUGAUAAUUUGAUAACUCGUGAAACAUAAUAAUUGAUUUUUUCUCUCGCUGAUUAUCUUUAAUAUUUUAUAAUUUUUGAAUACAAUAUUGGUUCAAUGGUGUCUACCUAACGAGUUGUUACGACGUACGAUGAUCAAUUUUUUGUUUUUUAAUCUCCUUGUGCAUUUUCUAUUUUCUGGGUUUGUUAAAAAUAAUUUUUUUCAGAGCUACUACUAUAAAUUACUAUCAAAAAAAUAUUUUACGUAAGUUAAAUUACUCAUAUCCGUGGUGAAAAUUAAAAUCGACUGAGUAUGCUGACGCUUAAUGAUAAUGUUCAGUCGUGAAUAUUAUAUUAUUUUAGCAUGACGUCCUAUCUCGUUAAUAUUGGCGGGUUCAUAGAGCAUAGACUUUGACAUUGUUAAUCGCUCUUUCAGACUACCUGUACAUUAACGUCGGGUUUACCUACAAGCAGAACAAGUAAAGUAUAAGUGUGACAAAAAUUUAAAGGGCGUCAAAUUUGUCAUCAAUAUAAAAAAAAGACAAACUAUACUUAUUUUUUUUUUUUUUAAGACGAAAAUUAAUUCUCAUGGAGUUUUUUUCCAAUGCCUCAUCCCUACGAUUUUAUAAACUUUUCCGAAAGUCAAAGGAACGCAAAACCUUAAUGAUUAAAAACUAAAUUAUUUAUCUUUUAUAUUAUUAAAAAAAAAUCUGCAAAAGAACACAGGCAAUAUUAUACCUUUAAAUUAUCAAGAAAUUGCCAGGGCAGCUACAAAUUUAAAUCAUUCUAACAAGGACCAAAUUAAAAUUCAUUGAAAAGAUUUAUUUUGUGUAUAUUAAAAUAUUUCCCAUUUCAAAAUUUAGCCUUUUAAGAUAACAGUAUGUAAAGGACAUAUUUUAUCCAUGGCUAUUUUAGAUUCUGAGCGUAAUACGGGAUCUAUUGGUUUUACUAUGUUUAGAUUGUAGCGAAGAAUGUAUUGGUUUUACAAAGAUUUUUUUUUUAUAUAUAUGCUGUGUACAAAAAUUCUACUUUUUGCUUUGUUUUUUACGCAUAGCACAAUUUCUGAAUGGGAAUGUUGUCCAGAUCGUACUUUUGGGAGGUAAUUUUAAUUUUCCAAAUGGUUUUCAUAAUAUCUGGGAAUAAACGGUUUAAAAUGUCGGCAAAAUGGAAAAUAUACAAAAUGUAGUUAUUAUAGUUAUUAUAGGUAUUAUAUUAUAAUUAAUAGGAUCUUCUUUUUUCCUUGUGAACAACUUUUCUACCAGCAAUUUUGCUCCGAUUUAAAAUGAUAGCACUUUUUCUGAAAGGAAAUCUGACUGUAAAAGUAUUUCAAGGAAGUUAUUUUUUGAUUUUCCCAAGAUUUUUUCCAGCAAAUAUGAAAAACCGGGAAAAAACGUUGGAAAACUAAGGAAAAACGGGAAAAUCAGAACAAAUUAAACAAAUAUUAUUAAAGAAAAUAUAUAAUGCCUAUUUGAUUAUUUUACUGUAAUAUGACAUAUAUAUUGUUGACAAUGUGUCACUAUCAACUGAACUCCGCUCAGAAUCGUUUUUUCGUUAGCAACGGUUCAUCAUUCCUUACAGAUAAAUAUUCAAUUCUCUUCUGCACCCUACCUUCCCAACAUCCCACCUACAACAGUGGCUUUACCUGUGGCCGCGUGUGAAGUAUGUCCGUUUUUUGAAUUUAUUUUUUUCUGUCUGUAAUAAACUUUGAAAAAAAAUCUUACUCCGAUGUAUAGAGUAUAUUACCUUUUCUGAAAAGAAAUUUUGUCUAGUUAGUACAUUGAGCAGGUUAUGAUUUUCCAAUGGGUUUUCAAAAUAAUAGGGAAAAACAUGGCAGAAAAUUAUAUGUAAAACGGAAAAUAUUUACGGUAUGCCACUGAUUUCAUUAUAUUUAUUUUUGCUACUAAUAUUUUCUACAAAAAAUAUUGCUCCAAUCGAAAAAUGACAAGAAAUCAACUAACAUAUAAAAAGUUGUUUUUAUAUAUCCAAAAUAGAUUUCAUAAUAAUUGGGCUAAACCAAAAAAUUAAAAUUAAUUGAUAUUUACGGUCUUGGUUUAAUAUAAUUUUAAAUUUUUCAUAGGUACUAUCUCUUUUACCAGCAAUCUUGUUUCAAUUUAAAAAUGACUAGAAACCUCUUUUGUUGCAGUUCUAAUUUAGUUGGUGUGUUAUUUGUUUUUCAAUUUUCUGGUAGUUUUUGUAAUAGAUGAGAAAAAACCGGAAAAUGACGUAAACUGAAAAUUGAUAAAAUUACGGCUCUAUAGCAUUCCUUAAUUUAAAAUUUUUAGGGCCUACGUUUUGUAUAAAAAUAUUGCUCCAACAGAAAACAACAAGUAACGUUUUUUGUUGCAUUUAUAAUCUAGUUAGUAGACAAAAAAGUAAAAAAAAUACAUUAAAAUAACGGGAAAUAAUAUUUUUAAUUUGUUUAUUAAUGUAAUUCAGGUUAAAAUACUCGCAGACUUGAAAUUUUGACACAAAACUUACAUAUUCUAGACGUGAUAAAAUUUUAAAAUUGCAAUUUUUUACGUAAUUUUUAUUUGAUAGUUAUUCUGUGGAUAAAAUUGUUAGACUAAACAGAAAUGCCUAACAGGAGGCUAUAUAAGUUGACUUAUAAUUUACGUAGAAUGUUGAUGAAGUUUGGUAAGUGGGUGGGUGGAAAAAUAAAUUGGUGAAUAAGGUAUAAAUAUUUCGAACUGUCACUGAUAUAUCUUUAUAUGAUUCAGAAAAUCAUCGUUAUCAGAGAAAGUACUUUCGUCGAUGUUUUAUAUUCAAGACUUACAAAGAGAACAGGAAAAUAUUAUUUUCAAUCAAGUCCAUGGAAACAUAUCAGAUAGAGACAUUAACUAUAUUUUGACCAAAACUUUUGAACAACCGCAAAGUAAUUUUUUUUCUAGACAUAUUAUAAUAUGUAUAAUUAAAACCUAAAUUUGAAUGUACUAAAAUAUAAAAAAUAUCCAAAAACGCUCUAAUAAAAUUCUUUAUAGCGUAAUACUAUCCUUCCUUCAAAAUGAUUAAAAAUACAAAAAACUGCUCUAAAAAUAGAAAACAGUGAAAAUUAAAAAUAAAAGUUUUACCUGUUGCAUGAAUGGAAUUAGUACUUGAAAAUUAUUGCCCUAUAGAUCACCAAACAAAAAAAAAUGAAUUUUGCAAAUCCGUACCCUAUUUAUAAACGUUAAACUAGUGGUGUAUUUACGGUAAGGAGAAGGAUGUUAUUGUUGACUUGGUAUGAUUUUAUGAAGUCAAAAUUUCAUUAAUUCAUCCCUACUAAAAGAAAAAAUCAUAAAUAUGCCACUACGUAAAACCCUCUAUCACUAUCUCUACUAUCACUCAUAGAAAUAUAAAGUGUUUUUUCAUAGAAAAUUUAUAACACUACAGUUUGUAUAAAAGUAUAGGUGAAUUUAUAAUUUAUACGACUAUUAUACUUUGAAAAUCAUAAAAAUGACAAUCAAUUACCAGUUCAUAAUUUAUACACAUAAUUAAUAUUUCAAUGAAUUAAUGUUUCAAUGCUUAUUACAGUAUUAAAAUUCAAACAAGUAUUUUGUGUAUUUAUUUUUCCAGACAAAAGAAAGAAGUGCCAACAGAAAAGUGUUGGAAUGUCCACAGAAUUAAAAAAAAAAUAA